GCCGCCAUCUUGGGGCUGCUGGGACUCGCGUCGGUUGGCGACUCCCGGACGUAGGUAGUUUGUUGGGCCGGGUUCUGAGGCCUUGCUUCUCUUUACUUUUCCACUCUAGGCCACGAUGCCGCAGUACCAGACCUGGGAGGAGUUCAGCCGCGCUGCCGAGAAGCUUUACCUCGCUGACCCUAUGAAGGCACGUGUGGUUCUCAAAUAUAGGCAUUCUGAUGGGAACUUGUGUGUUAAAGUAACAGAUGAUUUAGUUAGACAGUGUCUUGCUCUAUUGCUCAGGCUGCAGUGCAGUGGCAUGAUCAUAGCUCACUGCAUCCUCGACCUCCUGGGCUCAAGCGGUCCUCUUGCUUCAGCCUCCUGAAUAGCAGAGACUACAGUGUUUGGUGUAUAAAACAGACCAAGCUCAAGAUGUAAAGAAGAUUGAGAAAUUCCACAGUCAACUAAUGCGACUUAUGGUAGCCAAGGAAGCCCGCAAUGUUACCAUGGAAACUGAGUGAAUGGUUUGAAAUGAAGACUUUGUCGUGUACUUAGGAAGUAAAUAUCUUUUGAAUUAGAGAAAGUGUUGGGACAGAAAGUACUUUAUGUAACUAAGUGGGCUGUUCAGAAGCUUAGAGGUCAUUUUUUGUAAUUUUCUUUUUAAUUACUUUAGAGAGCUAGGGAUGCAAAUGUUUUCAGUUAGAAAGCCUUUAUUUACUUUUGGAAAUUGAACAAGAAAUGCAUCUGUCUUAGAAACUGGAGAUUAUUUGAUGUUAGGUAAAACAUGUAAUUGUUUCUCUGGCAAAUUUGUAUCAGUAAUUUGAAAAUGAGAUAUUAGGAAAAACCAAUUCUUCUUAAAUUUAGUUCAUCUUUCUUUAAAAGAACAUUAAAUGUAACCAUUUUGUCAGAUCCAUGUAUUUUGGAGCAUAAAAUGUAUGCUGUUGUGACCAAUAAAUAUAAAAUAUGGUAAUUGGAAUUAACUCCACACCAUAGUAUGCAUUGUUAUACAUACUGUGUACCUAAUUAUGUAUAGCAGUGUAGUCUCAAUUAUAUCUGAAAGUAAUUGUGACUAACAAGUAUGCUUUGCCUUAUUUCCACAUUUAAACUACCUGUUAAUAUAAGGGAUUUGUAGUAUCAGCUUGUUGAGCAAUGACUUUGAAUCUAGUUUUCAGUGAUCAGAAGCAGCAGUUAUUUGAGUGUAUGAAUGGAAUGAUGAUCACUGUGCUAUAAUGUACUGAAACCACCAUAUUACAGAAAUAUUUACUACAUAUUUUCCAUCUGUAGUUUCUCAGAAGGGCUAUGGAUUAGUUUGAACUGUCAAAUCCUUGCAUACUUCUGUGACACCCCUGCCCAUUUUCUGUCUUUAAUUAACCAAGGUGUUAGGUGUGACUGUCACAACUGUUAUGUUUUCCAGUAAACUAGAAGUACGAUAUUUGAUAAUUAUAUUUGUAUUUCACCACCUAAAUGUAAUGUUGAUUCCUCAAGAAUGAAAUGAAGGCACUACAUUGAAAUAUGUUUUGUAUAAAUUUGUCAUGUUGAACAGCAUUUUAGCAUGGUAAGUUCCCUUAGCUAUAUGAAUUUUGGCAUGUUUCAGAGAGAUCAGUAAAUAAAAUAUUAGAUAAAAUA
Homo sapiens (human) is the source of this 1605-nucleotide messenger RNA. It is a transcript of the gene SRP9, whose product is annotated as signal recognition particle 9. Gene Ontology annotation, molecular function: 7S RNA binding. The coding region runs from base 116 to 364 and encodes 82 amino acids. The transcript has 4 exons. The record is from RefSeq and is marked validated. Gene Ontology annotation, cellular component: signal recognition particle; cytoplasm; cytosol. NCBI's taxonomy places the organism in Eukaryota, Metazoa, Chordata, Mammalia, Primates, Hominidae. Gene Ontology annotation, biological process: SRP-dependent cotranslational protein targeting to membrane; negative regulation of translational elongation.